Tripterygium wilfordii is the source of this 1242-nucleotide messenger RNA. Its product is annotated as protein ROOT INITIATION DEFECTIVE 3-like. Gene Ontology annotation, molecular function: protein binding. Gene Ontology annotation, biological process: rRNA processing; DNA-templated DNA replication. Bases 1 to 1242 code for a protein of 413 amino acids. Gene Ontology annotation, cellular component: nuclear pre-replicative complex. The transcript is spliced from 2 exons. NCBI's taxonomy places the organism in Eukaryota, Viridiplantae, Streptophyta, Magnoliopsida, Celastrales, Celastraceae. The record is from RefSeq and is a predicted model, not a curated record.
AUGUCAUCUUCUUCUUCUUCUUCUCAUCACAUUGUCCUCACUAGCUCUCCUGACGGACCCAUAAUUGCCUAUGACAUUUCUUCAGGCACAACCAUCGCUCGCUUCACGGGCAGUCGGUCCCCACGCCACGGCCUUGCCCUAGCCGGAAAGUCCUUCAUAGCCGCUUCUCACAUCUCAUCAUCCGCUACCUCAGGCUCAAUUCACCUCUACAAUUGGUGGUCUUCAACUGCCUUGCACCACCUCCCCCUCCCCGAACCCGUUGCUCCGAUUGUUGCCACUAAGGAUGGAUCGUAUUUAUUUGCCGGCGGGCUUUCCGGUAAUGUUUAUUCGCUCUCACUGCCUUCAGGGGAUCUUGUCAAAUCUUUUUCUGCUCAUGAGAAGCCGGUUUCUUGCCUUAAAAUUAGCCACGAUGGAUCGCUACUAAUCACGGGCAGUGACGAUGGUGCCAUUGUUGUUGUUCCCAUUUUUCUACUUGUAGAUGCAUCAAUGGAUCAAGAGAACUCAAACACGUUGCUUUUCCAAAGGUUUGCUGCACAUAAUGCCUCAGUGACAGACAUUGCUGGAUUAUUCAACUCUUCCAUGCUUUCCUGCUCUAUAGACUGUACAUGUAAGCUGUGGACCCUCACAGGAACACAAUUGCAGACAUUCACAUUCCCUUGUGCCAUUUUAGGGGUGGCAUUAAAUCCAAUGGAGACAGAAUUUUAUGCUGCAGGUUCAGAUGGUUUGAUCUACAAGGCAACAAUGAAGGUUAAAACCAAACAAGAAAUCUCUCAACGUCAAAAACUAGUCACGACAUUCCCCGAAAAGCACAGCGGGACAGUGGUAUAUGUUGUGAUGGUGAAUAAUGGGAAACAUUUAGUGUCUGCUUCUGAGGAUGGGAGUGUUUUUGUUUGGCAGGUAGAGAGAGGGAAUGUGAUUCUAGUUCUCGGCAACGACACGGCGAGUAUUAGUAGUCUUGUGGUGGCUGUUAAUGGAAUUGGUGAUGGAAAUAGUGGUGGUGGUAGUGGCAGUGGUGGAGGUAGUGAUGGUGGUGGAGGGUUAUCGGGGAAAGAGAUGGUAAGCAAGUCAAUAAGGGAAACAAUUGAGGUUGAAGAUGUGUUGAGUGAAGUGGGAGAGGAUAGAAGCAGAGCUAUUGAUAUGCUUGAGUCUGCAAUUGGAAUGUAUGAGAAGCUCUUGGAGCUUAUUCUCAAGGAAGCCAUGAAAGGGAGUAACAAUAACACUAGUGGAAAGGAUAACGAUUGA